UUGUCUUGAUGCCAGUGGGGGCAAGUAUUUUUUUUUUCACUCACCAGCAGAAAGAUUUCAUCAAGUUUCACAGAGUAGAAAGUGAUGCUUUUUGUGACUGUGCCGAUUGCACAGCACUGAAGACUGCGGCUCUUGGGGAGAGAUUAUGAGGCUGUGGUCCGGCUGUCGGCCAACAUACCUCACAAGUAACACACAGCCUUGAAAUUCCUCCCCGCUUGAAGCAAAAAAGCCUUGAGUUGAAGUCUGUGCACCAUUGUCAGGAUUCUCUUCCUCCCAUUUGACUUAUGCUGCUACAUAUCUUUAACUGUUAAUCCAAUCAGUAAACCAAUUUUUGUCCUAUUUUCCUGCUACCAAAGUAAAUUUGUAAUUACUACUACGACACCAUCAGGGCUCAAUCUUGUCCUCUGCAUAGAAAUACAGCAUAAAUUAAGGUUGAUGAUCGCACACACAGGAGUGUGCAGAGUACCUUGACACAUAUGAUAACAAAUCUCAGCUUACUCAGUAAGACAACAUUUAUCUCCUCGUGCUGACAGUCACGAAAGACAAAUAUGCAAAACAAGUGAAAUAGUCAGCAGGACCAGGUUAUCUGCCUUCUUAAAUUUUGCAGAGCAGAGAUAAUAUCAGAGCUUCAGACACAUCAAGCUCAUCUUGCAAACAUCACACAGGGACCCAGCAACUGGUGGAGCUCCAGACAAGGUUCUGAUGGACACAUUCAGGUGUCAGCUCCAAGAGGUCUCACUGCAUUAGAUUGUAAUUGAUCAAAGGACAAUUUCCAGACAAUGAAUGGAAGAAACGCUCACAGCAGGGUCCAUGUCCUCCUCCGACCAUCAGAGGGAGCCCUCUCCAGAGUACUGACUGCCUCUGUGCACUUCCGCUCCUGUCUUCACCAGCUGGUCUUCAUCAUCAUCAGCGUACUUUUUAUAUUCUGGCUCACCACUCAGUUCUUACUCCCCAUUUUUGUUACUCGAUAGUGUUAAAUUUAGGUUGUGAAGGGCUGUAAGCCUGUGGGAGAGUGUGAUCAAAGGGAAGUCAACGGCCGACUCAGAGGAAAUUUUUCUAAUACUGCUGCUCUGCAGAAACUAUAUCCUAGAAAAAGACUGCCAAAAGAUGUCAUAAUGAUGAUUAAAAAUAACAUUUUUACAGUAAAUUAAAAGAUAUUUGGAGAUGGACUUUAAUAAAACAUCUUGAGGUUUCUGAUGGCCUUCAGUAACCUUUUCCUCCACGUGGACUUCAUUUAAAUAGUAGAUUAGCAAUUCAACAAAAUAGGCUUACUUCCUAAACUCAUCUGCUUUGCCACUUUCUCACGGUUAUGCAAACACAUCUGUUGUUUUAACCGUUUCACCUUCAAAUUGUGUGAAGCAACGACGUUGAUUAUGUAAGUUCUCAUAUGUGAGCAAUGGCUGCAAACAGUGUUUUGCAUGCGACACUAAGCCAGUCUUGUUUAGUCACCCUUUGGCCUGGACUCUACAAAAAGAGAAAGUUGGCCUGAUUGUCAUGAAUGACGAUAACUAAGCAACUAAGCCCAUUAAGUCACAGGUCUAAGCAUCUUUCCUGUGAGGAUUAGAGGUAAACUGACCCACAUUGAGUUUCUCACCAUCUUGCUUAGCCACAUUUCUUUCAACAUCCACUCCGGGGUCAGAGUAUAGACAAUGUAAGUUGAAAUAAAACAUAAAAUAGGCAGAAUUAAAUGGAUUUAUCCCAAUUGUCAAACUUUAGAGUGUCAGGCAUUGUAAAACACACAGUAAAAAAACUGAAACAUAUUAAAUUCUGAGGCUUUUAAGCAACCCAAGACUGGAGAUCAGACAUCACAAUUUCUGCAUUUGUUUUUCAGAGGAAUCCAACAAACACCACACGUGGACAAUAAACAUGGUCUGAAGGUUAAAAUCCAGGAUCAUCUCAUUUAUGAGCUUGUCAGCACUUCUCCACUUUUCACCUCCCCUGAAUGACUCUGUUUUUGAUUUAGCACAUUAUUUUCUGGGGGAUGAUGAGUCCCCCCGAGGUCUGGGGUGUUUGAACUGUAAUAAGUCAUUCAGGCCACAGUUGGUGGAAAUGUGGGAUGCAGGGGUGCAGCUGUGCAGUUUACAUAGCUGGUUAUCACUCAGUAAGAAGAUGUGUUGAGCACAUUUAAAACCAAACUUCUUGAAUUUACAAACAAGUAUGUUUUUACAUGUGAAAUAUGUGGUUUCUACCAAGCAGCAGUUCAGCGGUUGGUGGAAAACUGCAGUUUUGCUGUUUAAAGUAGUUGCAGCAGGAGAAUCAAGUCUUGUGUUUGUAACAAUGUAUGAAUGUUAAAUGAAAGUAUUUUGGUGUGCUUUUUUAUUUUGGCUCCUCCAAGUGAUUUUCAAGAGGAAUAAAACCACAAAACAAAAAAAUGGCUGCAAAUCAGACCAAUAAUAACCAGUGGGGAACAUGAACCUGUGGUUUACCAUAUUUAUAGUCAUUGGUAACACUUUAAGCUUGAUUGCACAUCAUUUUUUAAUUUCCUUUUCCCUUAAUUUUUACAUCUUUUUCCACCAAUCUGUUCCUGCUAGAGGUGUAGCGAUCCAUUUUAACACUGAUUCAAUUUUUUUUCAUAAUUUGUGAUUUCUAAUAUAAUUUAUAGUUAAUAUGACUUCAUUGACCUAAGAUUGAUCCAGGAGUACAGGCGAAGUUUUCCAGAUUCCUUGUAUUUCUUGCGAGAUAAUCAAGUGUAAAUCAUGUGUUCAAACACGUAAACAAGAUUUAAUGGCAAAUCCAUUCACAUUUUAGUUUCAUAAAGUUCAGCCCACUGUUGUUUUUCCUCAUCAAAAUAAUACAAGCUGAACAUUUUUAGAACAUUCUACAACACUGAAUUGUCACAUAUCUAUAAUGAUGGCUUUAUCAUUUAUUUGCUUCCUUGACGUGUGUUAUCUGCUGUGAUAACACUUGGUUGGAAUACAUAAAUGGAUUCAUCAAUUAAGUCAGUUCAAUUUUACACCCCUGGUUUCUACAAGUGAACGCAAAAAGUGUUAUAAUCAAAAUUUGAACAUUGAAAUAAGCAGAAUUAGCCAAUUCUGCGUUGAUUUUUUAUUUUUUUUCAUUUCUUAGGGAAGUUUGAAACCUUUGUUUUUUUCGUUUGCAAAUUGGAAAGUUAUUUUAUUAAUGCUGUACAUUUUGGAUGUUGCUUGUAGACUAAGCAGGGGUAGAACUUGAACAUUUUAUUACAGAUGAAAAGAUCCAAAAUACAUAAUUCCAAUUUUUUUAGUUAUUAUUGUUGUUUCUAUUUCAUUUCAAAAUGUUGCUUUUGCUAUUUCUGAAAUGCGUAACGGAGCUUGCUGUACUGGAAAAAUGGCAACUGAACUGACUUAAUUUCACUGGAACCGCAGGUAAAGCAUUUUCUAUGUGACGUCACAGAUGCUGGACCCUUUUUUCUGUUUGAAAACUCAACAAGAUCCAUUUAAGUUUUUGUUACGGCACUAGCGCUCAUCAUCUGUCAAAGGAGACCUCUACGUCUCAUUCAGGCUGCAAGCUGCAACAAUCCAGCCAGACGAAACGGCCACAGGAAAUCUUGGUUCGUGGUUUUACAGAGGAGCUGAGGAUCUAACGAUUCUGUAUGACAUGUAACUUGCCGUUGAAUGGCUCAUGGCGCCCACUGUACAGCGCUCAGGGCUGUACAGCGCUCAGGGUUGUACAGCACAUUUAAUUUUUAAAAAAGUGUUUCCAUUGCAGUUUUGUAAAAAAUGUCUAUUUAGAUACGCCCCAAAAACCAUUUAUUAUUAUUAUUAUUAUUUUUUAUAAAUGCAAGUUGCAAGUGGCAAAGUUUUUUCCUGGGGGGGCAGCUGUCCCCCUUGGCCCCCUGUAGCUCCGCCCCUGAGAACUGUUUUUCAAUUGUAACUUUUCUUCUAUUUUAGUGGAAUACAAGUGACUUGUUUUAGAGAAUUAUUGUCAUUUUCUGAGCACAAAUAAUUGGUUUUUUUUCUUCGUGUUAAAUGUUAUUGAAACCGGUUAGAGCAAAAACUAAUAAAAUAUGUUGGUUUGACAAGAAGAGGCCCCGCCCACCGCGUGACGUCACGCGGAGAGCUCUGAGCUGCCAGAGAAAAGCGGCUUUCAUUGAGGCAGAGUGAGGAGAGCCAGCGAUGGCUUCACUCAGGGAGCUGCGCCGCUACGGGCUCUCCUGUGGAGAAAACAACAAAAGCAGACCCAGCACUACGCUGUACCACGUCAAGCUGACGGACACGGCCAUCAGGGCGCUGGAGGCUUUCCAAAACCUCAAGGGAGCUUUACAAAGUCAACCAAUAAUCUGUUUCAAAGGAAACCAAGGGUACAUCAAGAUCCCCGCUCCCACAUCAGAGUCGUCUUCUUCUCUUCGUGUCUUUGCCUUCUACCUGUCCAGCGACGGCAAAGAUCAGCCCCAAGCCAGCUUUGACUGCAUCCAUCAGUAUGUCUUAAGUGACGGCCGUGAGCAGCUGGAGGGUCAAGGCAGCAUCCAGGAUAAGAUCACCGUUUGCGCCACUGAUGACUCCUACCAGAUGACCCGCGAGAGGAUGUCUCAGGUGGAAAAGGAUAGCUGGAGCCGCUCUGCCAUUGAGAUAAAACCUGGAGCCACACAUCCAAGUAAAUGCAUCAAGUACCAAAAGAGACCAGCCCCUCUGCCCGUCUCAGACGUGAACCUCCACAAGCAGCCAGCCAACAUCCGGAGGAACGGCGGUGCAAGCGCCCUGUCCCAGAAGCCCCUGAAGGAGCGCAUCCUCCACCUGCUAGCCCUCAAACCUUACAGGAAACCGGAGCUGCUCCUCUGGCUGGAACGGGAGCGAAGUGCACCCAAGGACAAGGCCGAGCUGGGAGCCGUCCUGGAGGAGGUGGCUAAGGUGAAUCUGAAAGACAGCAGCUACCUGUUGAGGGAUGACUUCUACAAAUAUGUUCAGAGGGACUGGCCGGGCUACAGUGAGGAGGAGAAGCAGCUGAUCAGCAGGUUGCUGGCCAGAAAGGUACAACCACAAGCCCAUAACCAAACGAGAAGCCUCCAAACAAACUCUUUAACACCGAAGACCUCAGAGGACCAAAGUGUGGCUAAAAAUCCUGCUGUGAAACGCCUCAUGGCUUCUGACUCACUGGAAAAGCUGGAAGUUAAGAGGCAAAAACUUGCAGAUCCAAAACCCCAGUCCACGGUAAAUGGAGCCCUAAACGGGAAAGGAGCGCACAAUAAUGCAAGUCUGACCCCCAACCCCAGUUGCCACUCAAGGACUGAGACUCAAAGAACAAGUAACCAUAGAGAUAACCGAAACGGCCCACUGCAGAGCCAUGACGGCUUUCCUUUGGAGCACAAACUGUCCGGCCCUUGUAACGAGCCGGUUACAGAAAGCAGAGGCCAGGAGCCCAAAAUGAACUGCCUCCAGGUACCCCAGCUGGACUUGGACUUCAUUCAGCAGCAGCUCAGCAGCAGCAGCAGCAGCCAGCACAAAAAGAAGAAAUCUAAAAAGCACAAAGACAAGCAGCGGGAGAGGUUCAAGGAAGAUAAAGGAACUGAAAGACUAAAGAUGAGUCCUACUUUGAAGCAGAAUCCAGACAAACUUCAGAAUCCUGAAGUCACAAAAGCUGUGGACUCUGAGGAAAAGCCAGAUUAUGUGCUAAACUACGGUCCUAUAACAAGUUUGGAGCAGCGUCAGAAGUACGAGGAGGAUUUCUGUGCAGAGUACGACGAGUACAAAGAUCUCCAUUCCCGUAUCGCCACCAUCACUCACAUGUUUGUUCAUCUGGGUUCCAAGAUCAAAAGUUUGUCACCUGGAACGCAAGAACAUAAGAUAAUGGAGGAACAAAUACUAGAAAAAUACAACAAGUACAGAAAGAAGUUUCCAGGCUACAGGGAAGAAAAGAAGCACUGCGAAUAUCUUCAUGAAAAACUGUCCUACAUCAAACAGCUCAUCAUAGAUUAUGACCUUUCUAAAGCUUCUUUGUAGCAGUCAGCUGGGUGUUGAUGCAUCUCAAUAAAACAGUGAGUGAGAGCUGGAGUCACAAGCUGAGAGGACAGAAACUGCUGUGAGCACUGAUUAUAAUUUUUUUUUUUUUUUUUUUUUAAACCAGAGAUUAAAAAAGUUCUGGUUAUAUUUGUGAACAGGAACAAAAAGGGCUGAAAAAGUGAGCACUCUGCAAAAGCUGUGUUGGUGGAGUUCACGGAUUAGCUCGUCCACAUUUUUACCCCUGUUAGAUUUGUUGGCUUUAACGGCUUUGUUUUCAAUGAGCGUUGUUGAACACCUCUCUGUUCCAUUUGAGAUGUGGUUUUUGUUCUACUUUAAACUCAAGAAGUGUAAACAUCAUUUUUUUUGUAUAUCUUCUUGGAUGUCUCUCAUAUUACACAGAAUACAAUAAUACACUUGCUUCCUUAAAGUUUCUGAACUUAUUUGAGGUUAAGGUGGUUACUGCAUUAAUAUUUUUAAAUGACGUUUUUGUUUUGAAAUGGAAACUAAAGCCACUCAUUGACAGAUUUGAUCCGUUUUUGAACCUGCUUAGACAUUUAAGUGCAUGCUUGAGUGUACAUGUAAGUAUUUUUCUAAACAUGUUUUCUGUCUUUUUGUAAAUGAACCAAAAUUGUGCAAAAAAUUCACUUUUAAAUACUGAUGUACUUAUUUUUGAAGCUCUUCUCUGACAUUUCCUCCUCUGUGUUUUUACUGUUUGCCGUAAAGCAAAGUGAGAGAUCGGAUGGAAGGAAUCAAGCUUUGUUUUUGUGUGAAUAUCUGGGUCAGCGUUUCCCCAAAUUCCUGUCAUUCGAUUUGAAAAAUACAGCAGGAAAUAAGAGAUCAUUUCAUUUAUCCUGAAACCUGAGUUAGGUAUGAAACGGUCCUUUUGUACCUCCUGAAGAGGGAUUAUUACAGUAUCAGACACUACCCUAGUAUUUUAGAUGGCACACUGUUUUGUUGCUCUGUGUGUUGUUGACUUCAACCUGAAGUACCUGAUUUAUUUAGCCUUGGUUUUUCAAAUAAUUGGUGCCCAUGCCAGUUGUAAUAUUUUUUUCUUUUUUUUAUCAAAUGUCAUCAGAAAGAAGCCUUAAAACUAACACUUUUCUAGGUGACAGUCUUCAAACUGCGGAUAUAGUGAGAAGAGGUCACUCUCUGCACAUCAUCCUGCCUUAUUUCUCUGCUUUCUUUUUAAACUCUUCACCACAGGUGGCUUUCAGAGUUUUAAAAUGCAGUCCUAGCACAGUUUUUUUUUUUUUUUUUAAACCACGAGGAGGUAACAGUCUCAUCAGUCGUACUUCUGAAACCACUGGUACUUUUUUAAGGGAUCAUGGGGCAUAAAAAGGGUUCAGGUAUUUAUCUUUCUCCUGAUGUUUUUGCUGCUGCUAUUGUUCUUGUUGGCCUCCUCAGAAUGUUGUUUUUUUUUUUUUUUUGUUGGUGCUUUCUGCAUCUUUUUAUGUACAAAAUGUUUUCCAUUUUACUGGUAAAAAGGUUAAACAAUUGUAAGAAUUUGAAUUGUUUUUGAUGGAAGCAAAUGAAGACGACUGCAAAAAAGUAUUACAAACCCUAAAUACAGAAUUUUUCACAUGUUUGAGGGUUUUUUUAUUUAUCUCUUCAAGCUCUUUAAACAGCUUUUAAAGGUGUUUGGGUUCUAUUUAUUAUUUAUUUUCCUCACUAUAUUUGGCUAGUGUUAAACAUUUGAGGCACCACUUCGCACACGCUAGACGCAAGGAAGGAGACUGUGCAUAAUAAGCUGCGAUGUUAAAAUGUGCUUUUUUCUCUUGUGCUGUUGUGAAAAGCAUAUUAAAAAUACAUUAAAAUCA
This is a messenger RNA of Oryzias melastigma (Indian medaka), 7732 nucleotides long. RefSeq names its product RNA polymerase II elongation factor ELL. Gene Ontology annotation, cellular component: transcription elongation factor complex. Lineage: Eukaryota; Metazoa; Chordata; Actinopteri; Beloniformes; Adrianichthyidae. Gene Ontology annotation, molecular function: cis-regulatory region sequence-specific DNA binding. Gene Ontology annotation, biological process: snRNA transcription by RNA polymerase II; positive regulation of transcription elongation by RNA polymerase II; transcription elongation by RNA polymerase II. The record is from RefSeq and is a predicted model, not a curated record. Bases 4095 to 5915 code for a protein of 606 amino acids. The transcript has 14 exons.